This is a messenger RNA of Aspergillus pseudotamarii, 1262 nucleotides long. RefSeq lists its product as uncharacterized. The record is from RefSeq and is a predicted model, not a curated record. Lineage: Eukaryota; Fungi; Ascomycota; Eurotiomycetes; Eurotiales; Aspergillaceae. The transcript has 2 exons. The coding region runs from base 28 to 642 and encodes 204 amino acids.
GGGACAGAACCACUCAGUCACAUCAGUAUGUCUUCCUUUACUUCCCAGAAGUCAGACCAGACUGAUGUUCCUCCCCCGCCGCCACCGCCCCCAUUGAUCGGCAAAAUAGCCCCCAAGCCCCCAAAUGUAGCAUCCGAGGGACCCGCCGGGUCUUACCUCGUCGAGUUACUAAUUUUCAACGGCUGGCCUUUUAAAGAUCACUGGGCGUACUGGGUCCGGUCACAUUCCGACCCUGAUAUCGGUGUGCAGCUUCAUGCGACCGGGGAUGUAAGGAACGGCUUCGAGUUCCAGAUCAAACGCAACUAUGACUUCCACGAUGAGAACAGUGAAUGUCCCUCGACUAGAACCCCCCUACAAUGGAUUGAUGGGAAAUACUUUGACGAACGGGCAAUGAUGAAUAAUGGGGUGUUUAAGUUGGACAAUAUGCCUGUCUGUGGCUUUGAAGCUUCUGCAUACAAGGUCAAGGCUCCAGAGAAGUCUUUGAAUACUGUUACCCAGACUACCAUUUCGGAAGGCCAAAAAGGUCAGAAGGUGAACCAAAGGAGCUGUCAGACAUGGAUUGUGGAGUCUGCCGAUCAACUCGUCGGGGAUGGGAUCUUUAGCCAAAAGGUUGCGACGUAUCUUCGUGCUAUUGAGCAGUGAUACACAUGAGUUUUAUUAUUUACCGGCAGCUUGUGAACUAAGAGAAUAAGAAUCAGUUCUCCCACGAGGGUAAAUCGAACGUGGCCGUACGAGUUGCGUCUUUUUCGAGGCGAAGUAGCGGCUCAGCCUUGCCGAUCGGGACCUGAAACUGCCAACCAUUGUUCGCAAUGCGGGCAGCGGAUUUGUCCGAAAUCUGAGUGGAUAUCGUGCCGUAGGAUCCACUGGAGAAACGGAGUCUAAGAUGGCACUAACGGGGCACCAGGAGCAUUGACAUCUCCCGCCAAUUUCCCUAAGCCUGCAAUUGGGACCUCUUUGCACAAUCCUCGAUGGGAGAGAUGUCAGGUAACAUAUUGAUUCGAAUCAAAAUAAGACCAGUGGAGGAGGAACCGGAGGAUUAUGGUGGAGCAUCACUAUAGACCCGCAGAGUCGCUGUCCAUCAAUGCUUAACGACGACGAUAAGAAUCUUGGUAGGGGCCCCACCGGGACGCUCAGACAGCGAUUCUGGCGCAAUUGGAUGAAUUCGGUAAUCUUACGACCGCUGUGAGCGGGGGAAAUUAUCACAGGGGUUAUACGUUCAUCUCGUAAGAGAUUAAGAAGCAAGGAUCGACGAGACAGUCAAG